Molecule: messenger RNA, 459 nt
Organism: Terrapene triunguis (Three-toed box turtle)
Lineage: Eukaryota; Metazoa; Chordata; Testudines; Emydidae
Gene: DNAJC5B
Product: DnaJ heat shock protein family (Hsp40) member C5 beta
Exons: 4
Coding region: 1-459 (152 amino acids)
Source: RefSeq, a predicted model, not a curated record
AUGGCUGAACAAAGGCAACGGGCUUUAUCCACAUCAGGAGAAGCAUUAUAUCAAAUUCUAGCUCUGGAGAAGGGGGCAACACAUGAAGAAAUUAAGAAAUCUUACAGAAAAUUGGCUCUGAAAUAUCAUCCUGACAAGAAUCCUGACAAUCCAGAGGCUGCUGAAAAAUUUAAAGAGAUCAACAAUGCUCAUGCAAUACUGACUGACCUGUCCAAGAGAAACAUAUACGAUAAGUAUGGAUCAUUAGGGCUAUAUGUGGCGGAACAAUUUGGAGAAGAAAAUGUUAAUGCAUACUUCAUGCUUUCAAGCUGGUGGGCAAAGGGCUUGUCUAUACACAGUGAUUGUGCCACUUUAACUACAUCAGAUGGAGAAACUCCAAUCAUACUUCAGCCGACAAAUGCAAAUGAGAAAACUCAACUAAUUGGAGAUGGCCAUCGCAGCUAUCACACAGACUCAUAA